GUUCGAAGAAACUAGUGUGACGUAGAUAUUUGCAGCAACGUAAUUAAGUGUAAAUAAUAAGAAAAUGUUGUACUCGAGAACGAACGCAUUGAUAUUGAACUUACUUGUCACAUUAAAUCUUCACAUCAGUUUCCAAUGCCCUUUAGAGGAUGUUGCGAAGGCAGCAUACAAAUCAGGUGAAAUCCCUGAUCAAGACACGCUUAUCACACUGGAUAAGAUCAAAGCCAAGCUGAAGGACAGCGGAAUAUUCAAUUGGAAAGACCCUUCGUUUACUGAUCGUGAAAAGAAAGAAAUGAACAAGUUGUUUGACGCUGUAGAAAUUAUGACAUCAUCCCGCAACAGGCAACCAACUUCAGUGCAGAACAUGUUUUCCUCACUGCGGAUGGUGGAACGGGCUGUAAAGAAGCAGCUAAAAGAGGGACAACUAUCUGAGUCUUUAGCUGCGAAAUUUCACUGGGACAAAUUAUCCGCCCGUCACAGAAGAGAUAGACCUGCAUACUACUUGGACGCGUCAACUAAUAUGCGAGUAUUUAAUAUCGCUUAGAUUAAACAAAUAGAAUUCUACACAAAAAAUAAUAAUAUUA
Messenger RNA from Diatraea saccharalis (sugarcane borer), 584 nucleotides. The record is from the annotation of a GenBank genome assembly. NCBI's taxonomy places the organism in Eukaryota, Metazoa, Arthropoda, Insecta, Lepidoptera, Crambidae.